Molecule: messenger RNA, 5370 nt
Organism: Beauveria bassiana ARSEF 2860
Lineage: Eukaryota; Fungi; Ascomycota; Sordariomycetes; Hypocreales; Cordycipitaceae
Product: ABC transporter
Exons: 1
Coding region: 1-5370 (1789 amino acids)
Biological process (GO): lipid transport; transmembrane transport
Cellular component (GO): intracellular membrane-bounded organelle; membrane
Molecular function (GO): ABC-type transporter activity; ATP hydrolysis activity; ATP binding
Source: RefSeq, a predicted model, not a curated record
AUGGCACUCAAACGACAGAUAUGGACGCUGAUGCGCAAGAACUUUCGCUGCCUCGUCUUGAGGCACUACCUCAUCCUCACCGCCAUGGCCCUCCUCGUCCCGAUCGUCCUCUCCCUCUUCUUCAGCAGUGCCCGGAAUCUCUUUGUCCCGCCCGCGACGUUUGGCAUUGGCGACGUGCGGCCACUAAUGCCCAUCAAGGAUGCCCUGCAGCGCGGCAGCGACGCCGGCCGCACCAAGCUCGUCCUCGUCAACAAUGGUCACGCUGGCGGUAACAUUGACAAGGUGCUCAACGACGUUGCUAAUAUCGUGCAGAAUGCCAAUGCGGGCGUCACCAUUGUUCGCGUCAGCAACGAGAAGGAAAUCCCCGGCCAGUGUCGCAGCACCCUCCGCGGUGUCACGGCCUGCUUCAAUGCCAUCAUAUUUCGCUCCUCGCCUGACGAGGGCAAUGGUGCCAUUUGGAACUACACCAUCCGUACAGACGCCGCCUUUUACCAAGAACCAAUGAGAAUCCGCGUCGACAAGGGCGACAACGUUGAGCAGAUAUACAUGAUUCCUACCCAGCACAUGGUUGACCGAGCCAUUGCCAAGAUUGCGAACCCUAGCCAGCAGGAUCCUCUCGCAUCCGUCCAGGAAAAAGCAUUUACAAGUCACACUGGCGAGGAGCGCCUCGCUCAGACACGCCGACUCUAUCACAAGUCAAUCAUCAACUUUAUGGGCGUCGCCUUCAUCACCACCAUCCUCUGGAUCUCGUAUCACUUGACCGGCUAUAUCGCCACUGAGAGGGAAACCGGAAUGUCCCAGCUCAUCGACGCCAUGAUGCCCGUCCGCAAGCCUUGGAUGGCCAUGUUUGUCAGGCUGCUGGCUCAUCAUUGGUCCUUUUCCCUCCUCUACGCUCCAGGCUGGCUCGCUGGCUCCUUCAUAAUUCGUCAUGGUGUCUACACGAAUACUAGCUACGUCAUUCUCAUCGUUCUCCACAUUCUUGCCGGUCUUGCCUUUGCUUCCAUGUCAAUUAUGAUUGCUUGCUUCUUCAAAAAGGCCCAGCUGAGCGGCAUCGCUGCAACCCUGUCUAUGCUGCUUCUAGGUAUUCUCGCCCAGGCGCUGACAAAACCUGGUACCGGAGUCGUUACUUCUCUUUCCGUUCUCUUUGCUCCCUGCGCCUAUGUAUUUGCCAUCAUCCACAUGUCCUGGUUCGAGAGAUAUGGUAAACCGGCCAGCCUCACCUCCAUCCAACCCCAGGCUGACUUUCAGCUGCCCGGCAUCUUCUUUUGGAUCAUGCUUACGAUUCAAAUCUUCGCAUAUUUCCUCAUUGGAGCCGCCUUUGAGUACUACCUCCAUGGCACAUCAACCGAGGGGCGCAAAAUCACAAACAAUACUGCUUCUAUGCCGGACGACGCUGUGCAGCUACGUGGCUUUACCAAGAUCUACCAUCCCGGCCUCUUUUCUCGCCUCUUUUCUCGCCACUUCUCUCGCCUCUUUUCGUUGACCUCCAAAAACUCGACCGAGUCUGUUCUUGCCGUUGACAAACUGAGCCUCAACGUCGGCCGCGGCCAAAUUGUUUGUCUUCUCGGUGCGAAUGGCAGCGGCAAAAGCACCACUUUGGAUGCCAUUGCCGGCCUUCACAGGCUCACAAGCGGCUCUAUUACCAUUGAUGGCACAGGUGGCCUGGGUAUUGCGCCACAAAAGAACGUUUUGUGGGAUGAUCUCAAUGUCACCGAGCAUUUGCGCAUUUUCAACCAACUGAAAUCACCCAAAAACCCCGCCAGCAAGGCCGAAAUUGACAAGUUGAUCGAGGCUAUCGACCUUGGGUCGAAGCGCAAAGCUCUUGCGAAGACUCUCUCUGGUGGCCAAAAGCGCAAGCUGCAGCUGGGUAUGAUGUUGACUGGUGGCAGUGCAGUCUGCUGCGUCGACGAAGUCAGCAGUGGCAUCGACCCCUUGUCGCGGCGCAAACUUUGGGACAUUCUCCUCGCUGAGCGCGGAAAGCGCACCAUGAUCCUCACUACACACUUCCUCGACGAAGCUGACCUGCUUGCCGACCAUAUUGCCAUCCUUUCCAAGGGAACGCUGCGGGCAGAGGGCUCGUCUGUUGAGCUCAAGGACAAGCUCGGUGGUGGAUAUCGAGUCAUGAUCCACAAGUCUGCCACGACAAAUUCAUUACCCAAUGUGGAGGGCGUCAAGAAGACGGACGCCUUUGACCAGGUAACAUAUGUCUCUCCAUCUUCUAGCCUUGCUGCUGCAGUCAUCAAGAAACUUGAAGAUGCUCAGGGCUCUGAUUACCGAUUCUCCAGUCCUACCAUCGAGGACGUCUUCUUACAAGUGGCGGAAGAAAUCAAGGAUGAAGAAGCAUUCCGAACUGAUCAACAGUCUACGGAGAAGAAACAAGCUACGGAAAAGAAACAACCUACUGAAAAGAAACAGCCUACGGAAAAGAAACAACCUACUGAAACGACCCAUGAUAUAGACGACAUAUCCCAAAACGAACAGCAGCCGCAAGGGUUGCAGCUCAUGGACGGAAAGCAGGUUGGCUAUCUGCGCCAGACAUAUAUCAUGUUUGCCAAGCGCAUCAUAGUCCUCAAGCGCAACUGGCCCACCUAUGCGAUUGCAUUUGGCAUUCCUAUACUUGCUGCUGGUCUCACGAGCCUCUUUGUUAGCAACGGGACACUGCAGGGUUGUGCCCCUGAAGACCAGGUCUCAAAUCACGGCACCGAAGAUGCAUUCGGCCAGAUUUUAGACACGGGCGGCGACCGACUGACCUUUCUUGCCGGACCACGCUCCAAGGUAUCUCUCACCAACCUUGCGAGACUGUUUAGGCCCAUCUUGAAUGGGUCCACGGAUGGUGCCGCUGCCGGUUCCGUAUUCCUCACCCGACUGAGGCUUGUUGACACCUUUGACGACUAUACCAACUACAUCACGAACAACCCCAGAAACGUCACCAUGGGGUUUUGGUUGGGCGAUGCUAACAGCAAGCCAACGUUUGCAUGGGUUGCAAACCUGUUCAUCACUAGUUCGAUCCUCUCGCAGCAGCUCCUCGACGUGUUACAGACAAACACAUCCAUAGCGACAACCUGGUCGGCCUUUGACACACCAUUCAAUCCCAGUAUCGGCAAUGCGCUCAACCUGGUUAUUUACAUGUGUAUUGCUCUUGCAGUGUACCCGGCAUUCUUCGCGCUCUACCCCAGCAAUGAGCGCCGGCGCUUUGUUCGAGCUCUGCAGUACUCUAAUGGUGUGCGUCCUCUGCCUCUUUGGCUGGCGUACUUGGUAUUCGAUUUCAUCGUGGCCCUCGUUAGCUCUGCCAUUGGAACUGGCAUAUGGGCGGCGCUGUCGAAAGUCUGGUACAACAUUGACUACGUUUUUGUCGUCUUGUUCCUCUACGGACUUUGCUCCAUCAUCUUCUCCUACAUCAUCUCGCUCUUUGCCAAAUCGCAACUAGGUGCAUUUGCUUGGUCCGCCGUUGUGCAAGCGAUUUUCAUGUUGGUUUACCUCAUUAUCUAUGUCUGCGUCUUGACGUACGUGGACGCUUCAAAAAUUGACAAUGCGCUGCGUCUGUCGUAUUUCCUCCUUGCGCUUUUCUCACCGAUUAUUUCCGCCACUCGCGCGCUCUUUAUCGCCACGAACCUGUUCUCCAUUUCUUGCGACGGCAAUGAGCUCUCGCGGAGCCCGCAGGGUCUGAAGUACUACGGCGGUCCCAUCCUCUACCUCAUUGUGCAGUCCAUCGGCUUGUUCCUCAUGCUGCUAUGGCUGGACAGCGGCUCCCCCCUUUCAUGGCUGCCCCCAAUCUUUUCCCGCAGUCGGCCGACCAAGGACCUCGAAUUAGUGGACCAAGACGUCCUCGAUGAGCAGGAGCGCCUUAGCGGCCCAGGUGCUCAAGGAGACGGCUUACGCGUCUACCAUCUGACCAAAUCCUUUGGCAAGAACACCGCCGUCGACAACGUCAGCUUUGGCAUCAGACACGGGGAGGUCUUUGCGCUUCUCGGGCCCAACGGUGCCGGCAAAUCCACCACUAUCUCCGUCAUCCGCGGCGACCUGAAGCCCAGCCGCAACGGCGGCGACGUCUUCAUCGAGGAUGUGUCUGUGACUAAGAGCUUGGCGCUCGCGCGUACCAACCUGGGCGUGUGCCCGCAAGUCGACGCGCUCGACGCGAUGACGGUGCGCGAGCACCUCGAGUUUUACGCGCGCGUCCGCGGCAUCCCCGACAUCGAGCACAACGUCUCGGCGAUCAUGGCGGCCGUCGGUCUCAGUGCCUUUGAGACUCGCAUGGCGCACAAUCUUUCGGGCGGCAACAAGCGCAAGCUGAGCCUCGGCAUCGCGCUCAUGGGCAACCCGGCCGUGGUGCUUCUCGACGAGCCCUCAUCGGGCCUCGACGCCGCCGCCAAGCGCGUCAUGUGGAAGACGCUCGCCGCCACGUCCCGCGGCCGCUCCAUCCUCCUCACCACCCACUCGAUGGAAGAAGCUGACGCGCUCGCCGGCCGCGCUGGCAUCCUCGCCGGUCGCAUGCGCGCCCUCGGUACCCCCGAUGAGCUGCGCCACCGCUUCGGCGACCUGAUUUACGUUCACCUCGUCGCCGCCUCGGCUCCACGCACUCCGGAGGCGGAAAUGGACACCAUCAUCGCCUGGGUCCGCCGCACGCUGCCGUCUGCUCAAGUCGAUGACAAGACGUAUCACGGGCAGCUGCGCUUCACCGUGCGUGCGCGCGACGUCCUUGACCGUACCGGUCGUCCCCCGCCGCCCACUCGGGUUCGCAACGAAAGCGAGGACACGGCCACCGCGCCGCCGCACGACAGUGGGUCCGCCGAUAGCGAGUCCGCGACGCCGUGCGACAGCGGGGUCACCGGCAGCGAGUCCGUGACGCCUCACGACAGCGAGUCCGUGACGCCACACGACCGCGAGUCCGUGACGCCACACGACAGCGAGUCUGGAACGCCUCACGACAGCGAGUCCGGAAAGCCUGACGAUAGCGAGUCCGUGACGCCACACGACAGCGAGUCCGGAAUGCCUCACGACAGCGGGACCACCGGCAGCAAGUCCGUGACGCCUCACGACAGCGGGGCCACCGGCAGCGAGUCCAUGACGCCUCACGACAGCGGGGCCACCGGCAGCGAGUCCGUGACGCCACACGACAGCGAGUCCGGAACGCCUCACGACAGCGGUGACAGCGGGUCCGUGACGCCUCGCAACAGCGGGUCCGCGACGGCGCACGAUAGCGGCUCCGCGACGCCGCGCAACAGCGGAUCGGCGGUCGGCAGCCUCGUCGUCUUGCUCGAGGAGAAUAGAGCGCAGCUCGGCAUCAGCAAUUACAGCGUGGCGCCAACGGGUCUGGAUCAGGUCUUCCUGUCCAUUGUCGGGCAGCACAAUGUGCAGGAAGAGAAUGCGUAA